Molecule: messenger RNA, 1222 nt
Organism: Salvia hispanica
Lineage: Eukaryota; Viridiplantae; Streptophyta; Magnoliopsida; Lamiales; Lamiaceae
Source: RefSeq, a predicted model, not a curated record
UCUUAAACACAAACAAUUGGUGACGGCGCCAACAAUCCAACUCCAACGCAACAACGCCCUUUGGUAACUCCGUACACGUCACACCGCCAUCGUUUCCCCCUUUUAUCAUUUUCUCCGCCAAUUUUCAUUCGACUCUUUUCUUCAUUUUUUUGAUCAAUUCAAUUCCACCUUUUGACAAAACAACUUCUGCUUCCUCUUCAUCAUUAGCUACCAAAUUGUGCUACUUGAGUUGGGAAUUUUGACUACAAUUUACCCAAUAUGAGUUUCGAGGACCUCGAAUCGGGCCGGGCCUUGAUUCCUCUGGCGGGGCCAAGGCACAUUGAGCACGGCCCGUCUCGAGCCCUCGCCGCUGGCGUCUUCAGGAUCAACACCGCCGUCGCGGGAUAUAAACGCCUCGUCAAUUGCAUCGGAGCUCCGAGAGACACCAUCGACCUCCGUCAUAAUCUCCGUAAAACUAGGUUACAGAUUAGGGAGCUGGUGAAGGAGACUUCAGCAGAGCUUGAUCGUGUCAGACAAACCUACAAGUAUAACGAAGUCAAUGACAGCAAGAAAAUUUCUGAUGCUAAGCUUACAAAAGAUUAUGAAUCUGUUCUGAAAGACUUUGAAAGGGCUCAGCUUCUUGCAGCAGAGAAGGAAAAGGCUUUUCCUCACCCCAUUGCUAAUAAUACUCGUCAGCCGAGCAAUAGAGCCAGUGAGCUGGAGAUAAGUUCUUUGAAUCCCAUGCAGGCGUCUCUGGUUAGAGAAUCCAAUAGACAGGUCAUGCAUAUGGAAAAUGAGAUAGUUCUUAAUGAAGCCAUUAUUGACGAAAGGGAGCAAGGCAUCAGAGAAAUUCAGAAGGAAAUUGGUGAGGUCAAUGAAAUCUUCAGGGAUCUGGCUCAGUUGGUUAGUGCACAAGGAGCUUUGAUAGGCGAUAUAAGCUCAAAUAUUGAAAGUUCCCAUGCUGCAACCGGUGAAGGUGCUAACCAACUUGCUAAAGCAUCCAAAACACAAAGAUCUACAUCAUCUAUGACUUGUUUGAUGCUGGUUAUUGUGGGGAUCAUUCUGCUCAUCGUAGUGGAUCGCUGCUUUGUUUACCGGCUGGUACAGAUGAAUUUUAUUUCCUUUAUGUAACUUUUUACCAUGUACAUAAUUCUACCGGGGCAUUUUUUUUGUCUAAAGGGAGAAGAUAAUAUGCAAGUCUUUCCCAUAUAUGGAGUACUACUACUCCUAUUUCAUAUUCUAA